Messenger RNA from Candidula unifasciata, 513 nucleotides. The record is from the annotation of a GenBank genome assembly. Lineage: Eukaryota; Metazoa; Mollusca; Gastropoda; Stylommatophora; Geomitridae.
GACUGUGUCAACCACGAGUUGUACGGAUGCCAUCCGCAGGAGAAUGAGACCUGUUUCUAUUGCUGCGAGGAUCUGACCACAUGCAAGAUCCAGCGGGAAGAUCUGUUUACCUAUGUGUUUCCCACGGCAAAGCCACCCGGGGUCACAACAGUGACACCACCCACCCCAACUACAACGGAAGCUCCAAUUGUAGGUGACAAGUUUACCUGUCCCAGAUGUACGGAUCCCUAUGACUACACCACCUGCUCAGCGACACACGAUUGUUCCUCGGACCUUUACGAUACCUGCCAGCUGCAGGUUCGACCCAACGACAACAACAAACUAGAGUACACCUGCCAGAAAUACGAGGACUGUGCCAACAACCAGGCCCUGGGGUGCAGCGUUAGCAGCAGCCAGGUGUGCUCCUACUGCUGCCAGGACCUGGUCGCCUGCCAGCAUCAACGGGACUACCUGUUUGACUUUGUAUUUUAUCCACAUCCCGAAACACUGUCACCAAGUAUCUCAAAAGAUUAA